Molecule: messenger RNA, 246 nt
Organism: Lodderomyces margitis
Lineage: Eukaryota; Fungi; Ascomycota; Pichiomycetes; Serinales; Debaryomycetaceae
Exons: 2
Coding region: 1-246 (81 amino acids)
Biological process (GO): proton motive force-driven ATP synthesis
Source: RefSeq, a predicted model, not a curated record
AUGGGUUCAGCAUAUACUAUAUUAGGAAAACAAGUCCCAGCACACGUUUUGUCCAUUCUUACGUUGGGUUCAGUUGCUGCUGGUGUUGCAAUUCCAAAACUUUUGGGAAGUAACGACGUAAAGAAGGAAGCGGCAGCUAAACCAGCUGCUCCUGUAGCACAGUCAAAAGAAGAGGAUUUCGAUUUAGAGAAAUUCAUAAAGUAUGUUUUUAUUGCAUUUUUAAUCGGGGGGAUAAACCAGUACUAA